Messenger RNA from Cadophora gregata, 915 nucleotides. It is a transcript of the gene ERG25, whose product is annotated as C-4 sterol methyl oxidase. The record is from RefSeq and is a predicted model, not a curated record. Gene Ontology annotation, biological process: ergosterol biosynthetic process. Gene Ontology annotation, molecular function: iron ion binding; C-4 methylsterol oxidase activity. The transcript has 2 exons. The coding region runs from base 1 to 915 and encodes 304 amino acids. Lineage: Eukaryota; Fungi; Ascomycota; Leotiomycetes; Helotiales; Ploettnerulaceae.
AUGUCUUUCGUUGCCAAUUCCACCCUGGCAGCUCCCGAUACCUACUUUGGUAUCUACAACGAGCUGUCCAAGUACAAUGUUCACUUGAACAUCUUUGAGCGUCUCUGGGCAAGUUGGUACGCCUACAUGCAAAAUGAUGUCCUCGCAACCGGAAUCAUGAGUUUCGUCAUGCACGAAGCUGUCUACUUCGGCCGGAGUCUGCCAUGGAUAAUAAUCGAUCGAAUAUCAUACUUCAACAAGUGGAAGCUUCAGGGGCAAAAGAUUCCCACCGUGAAGGAACAGUGGGCCUGCACAAAACUCGUCCUCCUCAGUCAUUUCACUGUUGAAUUACCUCAAAUCUGGCUCUUCCACCCGAUGGCUGUCUCUUGCGGCAUGGAUACUGGCGUGCCGUUCCCUUCCUGGCAAACAAUCUGCAUUCAAAUCGCCAUCUUUUUCGUCUUGGAGGAUACAUGGCAUUACUGGAUGCAUCGUCUCUUUCACUUCGGCUUCUUCUACAAGAACAUCCACAAGAUCCACCACCAAUACUCUGCACCCUUUGGCCUCGCUGCCGAGUACGCCUCUCCUAUCGAAACCAUGGUUCUUGGCGCUGGAACAGUCGUUGUCCCCAUUGUCUUCUGUCUUAUCACUGGCAACUUCCACGUCCUGACAAUGUAUCUCUGGAUCGCAGCACGUCUCUUCCAAGCCAUUGAUGCUCACAGCGGAUACGAUUUCCCAUGGAGCUUGCACCACAUCAUCCCCUUCUGGGCAGGAGCUGAGCACCACGACGUCCACCACGAGCGUUUCAUUGGCAACUAUGCAAGCAGUUUCAGAUGGUGGGAUUAUCUCAUGGAUACUGAGGCUGGCCCAGAGGCUGCAAAGGAGAGACGUGAGCGCAAGCUUGCCAAAGAAGCUAAGAAGGCAAAGAAAGCCCAGUGA